CUGGAAACAAAUAUGUAUGUGUACUAUAUUGUACACAUAAUAAUCAUCAGCAAACCCAGGAACCGACCCAUAUGCCCUUAUCGACUCAGGAAGUAGAAUUUACUUUAUUCAUUUGCAUCGCCGGUUUGCAUCUGCCAGCUUUUCUGAAUAACCUCGGUGACCCUGUCGAGUGUCUUCUUUUUAAUUUACUAAAAGUGGAACAAGAGGAGAGUAUUCGACCUUGUCAAUAACAGACCUUAGUUUUGUUGACAUCUCUACUUUCACUGUUUAUGUCGAGGUUUUAGCAUUAAUUUCAUUUUUUCGGGUAUAAGGCUAUCACCCUUGAAGCAGCAGCUUACUAGCUGCUCUCAGCCUUCUGGCAGUAUCCGAUUAGCGUUGUAUUAAGUGAUUAUUGCUGCGAGGGCCGAGAAAUAUAAGCGCGUCUGUUUGUAAUCGAACGCGAAAACGGUUCAAAGCAAUUAUAUCUCUCUCUUCUUUCCGCAGUUGGACAACAUUACCACCUGCCUAACCUUCCUGGCCGAACUCGGUGUGAAUACUGACGGACUGCACGCCAGAGACAUAAAAGAAGGCAAUCUCAAAUCAAUUCUCGGUCUCUUUUUCUCCUUAUCCCGAUUCAAACAACAGCAAAAAGCUCAAAACGGCAACCAACCUAAUAGAAAAUCUACUGAAGGCAAUGCAACAAGUUCUAUUCCGAAACAACGUUCGUCCUUACCGACGGCUGCUGGUGGAACUUCAAAUGCCAAUUCGGAUAUGAUAUCAAGAUUCAAAUCCGAAUCAAAAAGCUCGAAAACGAAUAAUCAAUCUUCUUCUAAGUUGAAGUAUUCGUCAAACAACAACAAUAAUUCAAUCAGUUCUCCUGCUGGAGGAUCGAACAAUUUAACAGCUAAGAAUAAUAAUCGACCGGAAUCUUUCUCUUCUCGUUCCGAGUCACCGUCCUCUUCUACUGGAAUACCCACACCGUCCUCAAGAUUACCACAAAGAAGAACGAUAAAUUCCUCGACAUCGUCUAUUGCUUCAUCUUCUUGCUCAUCCUCGAAACCAAAUAACAACAGCAUGCUGGAUAAAUUCAAAUUUUUUCAAUCGAAGGAUAAGAAGAAGGGUCAAUCAACUAUACCUGAAGACGGAACGGCGGCAGCGAGAUUAGCAACGGGCACUUCUUCGCCGAAAUUGUCAAUUAAGGCUUUUGCAAAGAAAACUCUGGGAAAGAAAAAUUCUGAAGAGUAUCCAUCUAUUCCACCUCCCCAAACGCAAAUAGUCAGUCCGGUUGAAAUGCAACCACAACAACUACAAUUUGCUGUUGCAUCUUCCAAAAAAUCCUCCAAAUCCGAUGCUAAGCAACAACAAUCCAUUCCUGCCAAAUAUCAACAAAUCACAAGUCGUCCAAAUGGUGCUGCUGCAAGGAAUAGCACAAAUAGAACGUCGAUAGCAUCAAAUAGCAGUACAGGAUCUAGUAGUUAUCUCUCAAAUAGAGGUAUACCAAAGCCGACAUCAGCCUCUAAAAUUAAAUCUGAUUCCUCGAAAAUAAUGCAAUCUAAGCACCGAAAGUCAUCGGACAAGAAUGCUAACAAAGUUUCUCACAAGGCGCAUAGCACCACAACAAACCCCACAUCUCCUCUACAACCGGUACCUGAAACCGACCCCUCUGUUAGGCUACAGCCUCUAGGCAGUGCUCAAGAAACUGAAGUAUCAGAUUCAAAAAAGAAGAGUUCUACCAAACAAAAGAAAUUACAGGAUGCCUUGAAACAGCAACAAGCUACUAGAGCCGCUUUAGCUCAGCACAAGGCAGAAAGUCGAGCAAAGAAAAUAAUAGAAAAAUCCGAUAGCGAAAAUGUGCCCAGCAGUGUCGCUAGUAGUUCCAGUUCUUUAUGUUCAGUAACUGGAAGUCAGGGUGGAAAGAGCAGUUCUUCUUCAAAAUCAAAUAAUAGUGGCGACAGCGUCAUAUUCAGACCUUCUUCAUGUGAUGAAUUAGAUUCAAAUGAUAGCAGUGUGCCACCUUCGCCAGCCAUGCAUGCCCGAUCUGAUCAUAUUUCUAAUUUAAGAAAACAUAAACCUCCUCCAACGCCAACUAGAUCUGUGUCUAUUGCCAAUCAAAAUCAGAAGAUUGAGACGACGUUUUCAGAUGAAAUUGCCUCUUCACCAGUACAAGUUCAAGCUAUGGAACCUUUACCGAGAGUUUCACCAUACGCUUAUUUAAGAGUAGGUCUAAAUGCAACUGUUCAAACAUCGGUUCCGCCCCUCGGCUUGGGAACAACUAAAGAUAGUGCUGCUCAUCGCUUGAUUGAUCCGACAAAAUUCUACUUGAACAAAAAGGCGUCGAACGAAGUUGAUUUAGCCGCCGGUUACAUGUCAGACGGUGACGUUCUUUGUUCUUCGAACAAUAGUUCAGUGGAUCCCGCUGGGUACUUGAGUGAGGGAGGAACCAGCGUAUACGCGAGAAGGAUGCAGCAAAGAUUUAGAGAAGGGAUGCAAGCAGUUAAGGAAUGUAUGCAAAAGUCAUCCGCUUUGAUGGACCAUGAUAGCGUUGACGACGACAGUUCGAUUAGUUCUGGAGAACUUAGCGAUGCAAUCGGAGAAACUUCGGUCGACGAUCUCAAUUCAGGAUUACCAUCGGCGGGCAAAUAUCGUCCAGUAGCUGGUACGGCUUAUUCAGCCAUACAGUUAGGUACGAAGACGCCAUCUAGCGGGAGUCGAACUACCCCAAAAUCUUCGUGGCGGCCAACUGAUGACUCCUUAAAAAAGAAACGGGAUAGCGAUACUAAUGGAGAUGCUUUAGCCCUAGCAAUGCUUCGAAAACAUAUUCAAUCAACUCCUGCAGCAACUGGCUUGUCAAGACGGCCAUUAUCUGCUAGCGGAGCUAACGGUGACAGUAUUAGAACAAAUGGUCAGCAAGUAUUAUAUGGCGGAGUUACAAGUCCAGCUUCAGAACCCGGAACGGCGUCUCUUAAUCGACGAAUGAUGUCUGGACGCCAGAUGAACAACACACUAGGUUCAACAAGAAGUAGCCCUGGCGACGCACCAUCCGAUUGGCCUGCGAGACCAACAAGUGGAUCAUGGAUGAAAAGGAACAUCAUGGGUGACGGCGAAGAAACCCUGUCUAUACAAGCUCAGAUUGCUCAAGCCCGGGCCAGUUCUGCUGCCCAAAAGAACAUGCUAGCCCAAGAGAGAGGUGAAAGUGGGGAACCUCUCUCACCAGCCCAUAGUACAUCGUCAAAAUUAUCAUACAAGCAGUACUCUGACGAAGUUCAUGGUUCCUCUUUAUCAAUCGCUUCUCAGGGAUCCAGUGUCUAUUCAACGGCUGAAGAAAAACUGCAAGCAGAGUUGAGAAAACUUGCAAGAGAACGAGACAAUGCUUUAGAACAAAGAAAUACCUUACAGCACAAACUCUCUUCGAAUGAAAAUGCACACGCUCAUAUGGUGGCUGUGUAUGAACAAUCCUUGACGAAUAUGACUACAAGGCUUCAGCAAGAGACAUCGAUUAGAGAGAGAAUUGAACAAGAAAACAAGCAGCUGCAAAUGCACCUGCAACAAAACGCUAUAACGUCUCCCACUUCCGAUUCGUCACUCAAGCAUCACGUGUCUUCCGAUAGCGUCUCUUCGCUUAAUUCUUUGACUUCUAAUAGCACCCUUGACGAGAAAAAGAAGAAAAAGGGUUGGUUACGUAGCUCUUUUUCAAAAUUGGGCAAUGGCUCCGGCCAGAAAAAGAAAAACAAUAACAGAGCAACUCGUAACGGAAGUUUUUCGGAUGCUGAAGGAGGUGGUUCCGACUCUCUAAGUAUCAGAUCAAUAGAAAGUGCGUCCGUUCCUAAUUCACCUUUGCCUCUACAUCAUUUACAUGCUUAUACCAGUCCCACAAAAGAUUUACCUUCUGUAUUAGAUUUGCAACAGCAAUUACAGGAGAAAGAUAGAGAAUUAGCUGACACUCGUUUAGAGAAUUUGUCUUCAGCUCACCAAAUCGAUCAGAUGAGAGAGACGCUUAAGAGAAUGAAGAAUGAAAUGAUGGCAUUAAAAUCAGAUAAUCAGCGAUUACAAAAGUUGGCAAGUAGGGAAGACAACAGUCAAUCUUCCAAUUCUCCUUUAAAUUCACCGCAGGAAACUAUCGGAAAGCUGAGUCUGACGGAUGACCUCCUACUAGGCUCCGAAAUAGAUAAAGACGGAAGGAGAAUUAGUGUACGAAUUGAAAUUGGAGACGGCAAAGACGUUGUCAUGUCAGCCGUUCAAGUCAGUGGGAAGACAAAAUGGGAGAAUUUAGAUCUACAGUUGAAGAAAGUCUUCAGGGAAUAUGUCUUACGAGUCGAUCCGGUUACUAAUUUAGGAUUAGAAUCUGAUUCUGUACUUUCGUACUCGAUUGGGGACAUUCUUCGUAUACCAAAUAUGGAAGAAACACCCGAAUUAUUACCCUGCGGUUAUUUAGUUGGAGAUAAUGAAAUAAUCGUUAGACUGAAAAAUCACGAGGAAGAAUGUGUGGAAGCCCUGUCUAUGGACACGCUGAUACCUAGAAAUAUUUUACAUAGAUAUGUAAGUCUCCUAUUAGAACACGGAAGACUAAUGUUGUCAGGUCCGUCAGGAACCGGAAAAUCUCACCUGGCUAGAAAAUUGGCAGAACACGUUUGUUUUAGAGUCAAACAACCAUUAUCAUCAAUCGCUUCAUUUCAAGUUGAACAUAAAUCAUCAAAAGAACUUCGAGCCUAUUUAGCCUCCGUUGCUGAACAAAUGGAACGAAAUUCCCCUGAUGCACCAUCAAUAAUUUUACUUGAUAACGUUCAUCAUGUGUUAGCGUCUCUUCCAGAAGCUUUAGAACCAUUUUUAAGUGUCACCAGAAAUUUGAGAUCGCCAAUUAUUAUUGGCACAAUGGCGUCAUCUGCUGCUGCAUCCUUACAAUUACACCAUGACUUUAAAUGGGUUUUAUGUGCCACACAUGUGGAACCAGUUAAAGGUCUACUUGGCCGGAUAUUACGGAGGAAACUAAUAGAACACGAAGUUAAAGCUCAAGCAAGAGACGGAGGCUUAGCUAAUUUAGUGGACUGGCUGCCCAGGGUAUGGCAGCAUGUGAACACAUUUCUAGAAACUCAUGCAUCCAGCGAUGUCACGCUUGGGCCUCGUCUUUUCAUUGGUUGCCCUUUACAAUCUGACAGUGCUCAUGUCUGGUUUACGGACGUUUGGAAUUAUAGCCUGCUGCCUUAUAUUAGAGACGCCGUUCGGGACGGUUUACAAAUGUUCGGACGACGUGUUGCUAGUUGGUCCGAUCCAGCUCAAUUUGUAUUAGACACUUUCCCAUGGAGUCGUGGGCCCCAAAUGGAUGCUGGCCUCCUCCGUCUUCGACCGGAGGAUGUUGGCUUUGAUACGGCACCUAGUAAUGCUCCAGCAGUACCUGUUCCCAGUAGUCCUGCACCAACCCGUCAUUCCAGCCAGCCAAGCGAAACUCUGGACAAUGAUCCAUUAACGAAUAUGCUAAUGAGACUGCAGGAAGCAGCUGUUACUAACUGCCAAAGUACCGAUUCCGAAGCUGGUUUAGAUGAAUCCCGAGACGAAAGCUAACGAUUAUGGUCCGAAAAUAUAACAAAAAAGAAAAUAUUGCCGGGCAAAUCCCCUUCAUACCCCUUCUAGUCAGAAACCGAAAAUCUUACACUUGACCUCCAUUCGUCCUGAUCCUCAUCUAUAUGAUUGGAAAAGCACAAAAACAGAGACUGUUGCUACUCUCUUUCGUCAAAUUGUUUGCGGUGGUGUUUUUAUCGUUCGCUUAUACAAAGGAUGAAGUUAUUGGGGGUUGACAUACGGGUUAUUAUUUAUUCGCUUUAUAAUGAAAUACAUGGUCUACUAUUUCCUUUUUUACUCUUUUGAAAAAUUCACAAAGAAAAGAAAAAGGAAAAAAAUUUUUUAUUGAUGAUUCUCAUAAAAGAAAAAGAGGAAAGAGAAAGAAAGAAGAAAAGAUAGAAACGGUGCUAUACUGCCACGCCGAUGGAUUUUUUCGGGAGGGGAUUAAAUUGACGUUCAAACGCAUUCUAUGCGCUAAAAAUCCUGGAAAAAAUCCAUUUUUAGUCGGUGCUUGUUUUAUCGAAUGUAUAUUUACACAUGAGUUGUUUAGUUGGUUUGUAGAAUUUUUAGCGAGUUUUUUUUUUGUGUGCCUUUGCACAUCCGAAAUUGUUCGUGUGGUGUUGAAUUAUUAUUUAAAUACAAUUAAUUGUAUACAAUUUAACUAAAGUGACAAAUCUUCAUAAUUAUUUUAAAGUUGCAAAACACUUUAUCCACUCUUUGAUAACAAAGAAGUUUCACUCAAGUACCAGAUGGCACUACU
Dimorphilus gyrociliatus is the source of this 6292-nucleotide messenger RNA. The record is from the annotation of a GenBank genome assembly. Lineage: Eukaryota; Metazoa; Annelida; Polychaeta; Dinophilidae.